Scomber scombrus (Atlantic mackerel) is the source of this 2610-nucleotide messenger RNA. RefSeq names its product stress-induced phosphoprotein 1 (gene stip1). The record is from RefSeq and is a predicted model, not a curated record. The transcript has 14 exons. The coding region runs from base 42 to 1670 and encodes 542 amino acids. NCBI's taxonomy places the organism in Eukaryota, Metazoa, Chordata, Actinopteri, Scombriformes, Scombridae. Gene Ontology annotation, molecular function: Hsp90 protein binding.
UCGUCUAUAGUAGCUUCUGGAAGGAACCUCAUGCUUGCACCAUGGAGAAAGUUUCAGCACUAAAAGACCAGGGCAACAAGGCGCUGAGUGCAGGAAAUAUUGAUGAGGCUGUACGUUGCUACACUGAAGCGUUGGCCCUCGACCCUUCAAAUCAUGUCCUGUUCAGUAACCGCUCAGCUGCCUAUGCCAAAAAAGGCAACUAUGAGAAUGCUCUCCAGGAUGCCUGUCAGACCAUCAAGAUCAAGCCUGACUGGGGCAAGGGCUACUCCCGUAAAGCUGCAGCGUUGGAAUUUCUCGGCCGAUUGGAGGAUGCGAAAGGAACUUACCAAGAGGGAAUCCGGCAAGAGCCAAAUAAUCAGCAACUAAAGGAGGGUUUACAGAACAUUGAGGCCCGGCUUGCAGAGAAAUCAAUGAUGAACCCCUUUGCCAUGCCCAACUUGUAUCAGAAGCUUGAGAAUGAUGCUCGGACUCGGGAGCUCUUGUCAGAUCCGAGCUACAGAGAACUGCUGGAGCAGCUCAGGAACAAACCAUCGGAGCUUGGCACGAAGCUGCAGGAUCCCAGAGUUAUGACCACACUCUCUGUGCUGCUGGGGCUGAACCUCUCUGAGAUGGAGGAGGAAGAGGAGCCCACACCCCCUCCUCCCCCCAAACCCAAAGAGACACAGCCUCCUCCUCCCAAAGAGGAAGAUCUUCCUGAGAACAAGAGAAAGGCCUUGAAGGAAAAAGAACUUGGGAAUGCUGCAUAUAAGAAUAAGGACUUUGAAAAAGCGCUGAAACAUUAUGAAGAAGCAAUCAAGCAUGACCCAUCCAACAUGACCUAUAUUUCUAAUCAAGCAGCUGUGUACUUUGAGAAGGGAGAUUUUGAGAAAUGCCGGGAGCUAUGUGAAAAGGCCAUUGACGUUGGCAGAGAGAACCGAGAAGACUACAGACAAAUUGCAAAGGCCUUGGCCAGGAUUGGCAACUCGUACUUCAAGGAGGAAAAAUACAAAGAAGCAGUUCAGUAUUUCAACAAGAGCUUGACAGAACAUCGCACUCCAGAUGUCUUGAAGAAGUGUCAGCAGGCUGAGAAGAUAGUGAAGGAGCAGGAGAAAAUAGCCUACAUCGACCCCAAAUUAGCCCUGGAAGAGAAGACCAAGGGAAACGACGCCUUCCAGAAAGGAGACUACCCCUUAGCCAUGAAACAUUAUGGUGAGGCCAUCAAGAGAAACCCUAAUGAUGCCAAACUCUUCAGUAACAGAGCUGCCUGCUACACAAAGCUGUUGGAGUUUCAACUUGCCCUGAAGGAUUGUGAAGUGUGCAUCAAACUUGAGCCCACCUUCAUCAAAGGCUACACACGUAAAGGAGCUGCUUUGGAGGCCAUGAAAGAUUUUACAAAAGCUAUAGAUGCGUACCAGAAGGCUUUGGAGCUCGACUCUUCCUCAAAGGAAGCCACAGAAGGCAUGCAGCGCUGUAUGGUCAGUCAGACCACGAGGAACGACACCCCUGAGGAAGUGAAGCAAAGGGCCAUGGCUGAUCCCGAAGUGCAGCAGAUCAUGUCUGACCCAGCCAUGCGCAUGAUCCUGGAGCAAAUGCAGAAGGACCCUCAGGCGCUCAGCGACCACUUAAAGAAUCCAGUUAUUGCUCAGAAGAUUCAGAAACUCAUUGAUGUUGGACUGAUAGCCAUUCGCUGAUGAGAGACAAGAGCCAGAUGUGUGAAGAAACUCCCAAGACUAAAGUGGAACAAAAUGCAAAUCCCUCCAAUAUAAUACAUCCUCUCUUUACAUGCCUUCAAAAUUCAAAACAAAAUGUCCAUAGUCUCACAAAGACUUUGUGUGUAUGUUUUUUUUGUUUUUAUUUUUAAAUCAGUUUCACUACUUUUACAUUGUAUUUAAGAAGGCAUCUUGUAUGUUAUCUAGACGACUCCAGAACUCCCAACUUCUUGUGGAAAAAAAAAUCCAAUUUUUAGAGAUGCUUAAAAUACAUCUUAAAAUAAACAUCACAAUACCAGACACCAGCACGAUCAGUGUUUAAAGAGGAAAUCCACCCUAAAUUACUUCACAUAUUCCUAUUAGUUCAUGGAAGUGUUUGAAGGAAAUACAACAAAGUAGAAUUUCUACACACAACAUAAAAUUGAAAUGUAGAUCACAAAUUGAAGUUGCCAGCAUUGGUCCUUUUGUAGUCCUCUUAAAGGCUUGACUAAACAUGAGGCUGUGAAGUUGAGGUGUCUACUUUGUUUCGCCUCUGUGCACCUUUGAGUCAUCUCCCACACCUCAGGUGCAACGCUGAAUCUGUCCCAUCUACUGGCCACUUAGAUGCAGGGUCCUGAAUCUUGUAAGCAGGUUGGAUAUUAUUUUUGUACAUAUCCAAAAUAUUUGAUGUUAGUUUUCAAGCAUUGCUGUCUGGCUUAAUGAUGGUUUUGUUCUGUGUUACUGCUUAUAUCAGGAAAGGGAUGCACACCUUUCUUGAGCUUUUCCUCUGACAGUUGAUUGUGUUGGGUAGAAGAUGGAGUUUGACAGAUGGUAACAGGGACUCGGAAAAUACUCAUUGCCUUGGAAUCAAGGGCUACUUUUGCCAUGAUAAGACAUUUAAAGAGUGAUCCUUAAUGAUUUAUUAAAUAAGUUCAUGUAUCAA